AUGAACGGGCGAAACAACCAAGGAAAAAGCAAAGAUAACGACCAAAAAACAGGGCUACAACGUAGCAAGCAAGGUCUAACGGGAGGACAAAAGUCGGCUUUGAAGGAAAACGGUGUCUGUCUCUUGUUCACUAACGGCCGGGUAUGCGCGAAAACGUCUGCUAGGCUCCAAAAAGAAAACGAAAGAGAAAGGCGAGAAGAAGGUCGGAGGAAGGGUGAAGAGAGCGAGAGAGGAACAGAGAGAGAUAGAGAGAGAAGAGAGAAGAGAGAGAGAGAAAGAACAAGAGGCGAGGAUGAGGAUGAGGAUGAGGAUGGAAGAAGAAGAAGAAGAAGAGACGAAGAUGAAGAUGAGACGAAGUUGAGGAAGAAGAAGAAGAAAGUCGAAGUUUUGGCUCAAAGGGGGAAAAAGGCAAAAAGAGACGCGCGCUAA
Nannizzia gypsea CBS 118893 is the source of this 429-nucleotide messenger RNA. RefSeq lists its product as hypothetical. The transcript is spliced from 2 exons. Lineage: Eukaryota; Fungi; Ascomycota; Eurotiomycetes; Onygenales; Arthrodermataceae. The coding region runs from base 1 to 429 and encodes 142 amino acids. The record is from RefSeq and is a predicted model, not a curated record.